CUCAGCGCAAAUAGCUAGAGAUUUAUCUCGAGAAACACAUGUACCCCAGUACGACGACAAUCAAAACCUCCUCGCCGCGACCGAAUAUCGUCUCGGUGCGCCAUAGCAAGUCUUACCUCUCUGGCGUUGGAUUCAGUGAGCUCCGGCGUGGGUAUUCCUCGGUCUCAGCGGCCGUAGUAAGCAUUGUUCAUGUACUCAACCGCUCGUGUUUGUCUUUGAACAGCAAGAAGAAGGCGCCACAAAGGCUCGUGUGGGUCGUACCCCCAGCCGGUCUCUACUCGCCCUUUUUCUAUAAUUUUCCGGAAUUGAUCUCGAAAAGAAGAUCCGCCGCCAAAACAUCGCUCGUAGUUGCUAAUGCUUCUUUCGAGCUCAACGAUUAAUCGGUUGGUGUCAUUCGAAUACAUUGUAAGGACCUUGUAGUAUGUGAGAAGUGAGUGAGCUGAUUGGUGUUGGAUUUGGUUUUCGAUCGACUUAGACUUGAUGUUCGAUCAGAGAUCUUGGUAGAAAGUGGUGCUGAAAACUUUACCAGAAGACGAGAAAUAUCUAGUGUUUAAAUAGACAUGAAACUUGAUACUUUUGGGAUCAUAACAUUCAGAUUGCU
Molecule: messenger RNA, 601 nt
Organism: Mollisia scopiformis
Lineage: Eukaryota; Fungi; Ascomycota; Leotiomycetes; Helotiales; Mollisiaceae
Exons: 1
Coding region: 39-380 (113 amino acids)
Source: RefSeq, a predicted model, not a curated record